Spathaspora passalidarum NRRL Y-27907 is the source of this 567-nucleotide messenger RNA. RefSeq lists its product as uncharacterized. The coding region runs from base 1 to 567 and encodes 188 amino acids. The transcript has a single exon. NCBI's taxonomy places the organism in Eukaryota, Fungi, Ascomycota, Pichiomycetes, Serinales, Debaryomycetaceae. The record is from RefSeq and is a predicted model, not a curated record.
AUGGCUAAUCAAUACAUUUAUACAAAUUACCAACAGUAUUCACCUAAUUUGGUGCAUGCUACCGCAAUAAACAAUACGAGCCCUUCGGCAAAUAUCACCUAUAUUUCGCCUCCCGGUUCUUCAAAUAAUAGUUUAUCCAGCUCACUUACAAGUUCUGGCACACAACCUAGCAGUGCUAGUUCGAUGCUCAGCAAUACCCUUGGUGGUUCAAGCAUUGGCAGCUCUGGUUUGGCAGCCAGUAUUGGUUCAGGAGUUGGAUCAAGUUAUUCAUUCCAUACUCCUAGAUUAAGAUACUAUUUAUCAAAAUCAUUUGAUAUCGAAGAUGAUUUAGAAUUCUGCCCAGAUAUUCCUGAGACAUUCCAUACUAGUCCAACAAUGAAGAAGUUUAAUCCAUAUACUGCAACUACAUUUUCUCCAUCACAAGAUUUACCAUCCUCAAGUACAACACCAGGUGUACCUAGUAAUACUUCACCCAGAAUUCAUACUCCUAGAAUUAAGAAACCUUUGGAAAUCAUUAAUCCUCAAACCAAAAUGAGGAUUGGAUCUCCUGCAAUUCAGAACAAAUAA